AUGAAUCCCCCCAGACUGGGUCUGCUCCUGUGCGCGGUGACGGGCAGCGCGAUCUGUCUGUGCAUCUACAUCAGCGGCCGAGUCGGGGAUCCCCGGCCCCGGCCCUGGAGCUUCGACGGUGCGAAGUGCGGCGACUACCCGGGCGAGCUGUGCGCCGCCCUGUUCGAGGGCAAACCCGCGGCCGCCCUGAUCGGAGCCGAGUGCCAGAAGCUGCACCGGCCCGACCCGUUCGACCCGUUCGACCCGGACCGGCCCUUCAACUGCUCGCGGCUGGUGCACGAGCACCACUACAUCACGCAGCCCCUGUCCCGGGAGGAGGCCGACUUCCCGCUGGCGUACAUCCUCACCGUCCACAAGGACCUGCAGACCCUGGAAUGGCUCUUCCGAGGGCUGUACAUGCCCCAGAACGUGUACUGCAUCCACGUGGACAACAAGACGUCUCGGGAGUUCAAGCGAGGGGUGAGGAUGCUGGCCGGCUGCUUCGACAACGUCUUCCUGGCCUCCAAGUGGGAGCGGGUCGUGUACGGUGGCUUCUCGCGGCUGCAGGCCGACGUGAACUGCAUGCAGGACCUGAUCGUGUCGCCCGUCCGGUGGAAGUAUGUCAUUAACCUGUGCGGCCAGGAUUACCCGCUCAAGACCAACCGCGACAUCGUGCAAACCCUCAAGAACCAGUGGAAAGACAAGAACAUCACCCCCGGCAUCCUCCAGCCCAGCCACAUGAGGCACAGGACCGCGCAUGUCCACAGGGAGUACAUCUCGCCCCAGGAGGCUUAUGUCAUCAAAACCCGGACCAAAAAGGGAGAUGCAGUCCCUCACGGCCUCAAACUCUACUUUGGAUCUGCCUAUUACGCCCUCACCGCAGAGUUUGUUCAUUUCGUGUUGAAGGACCAACGAGCCAAGGACUUGCUUCGAUGGUCAAGAGAUACCUACAGCCCCGACGAACAUUAUUGGGUGACGUUAAAUCGCAUAGCAGAUGCGCCUGGAGCAGAUCCGAAUGCAGAGUGGGAAGGCAGCAUAAGGUCAAUCAAAUGGGUGGACCAGGCGAAAAAAUAUCACAAUGGUUGCAAAGGUCACUACGUUCGCAGCAUCUGUGUAUAUGGGUUGGGAGACUUGCAGUGGCUGGCCCAGAAAGACAGCUUAUUUGCAAAUAAAUUUGAAGUGAAUAAAUACCCCUUGGCAGCACAGUGCAUGGAAUGGUGGUUAAGGCCAAAGAUGCUAUCUCAAUCCAAAGUACCCCCUCGGGAAGAAUGGCACAUCAAAAAGAACAUUUGUUUCUUUGGUAGUGAAAGGAACGACUGCAGUAUCUAGUGCAUUUAUUUGACAUACCACAUGUCACAAUGUGGCAGCGGAAGGAAAUAAGCAAAAAAAAAAAUUUUUGUGAUUCGAUUUCUUAACUGAAAUUGUUUUAUACUUUUGUGACCAGUUAAAUAAAAGAUGGUAAGUUGAAUGUCAAGCGAUCUUUGUGCAGAAUCUGAGGAGAGUUAGGCCAAAGAAACUGUUUGCUGGAUGUAGAUCAAGAAAUAGUCCCUGAUUGUGUGGCAUUCACAAGGUCACAAGAUGGGUUCGGAUAAAGAAGGCCCUUUGGUCCAUUUGGUCUCAUCCUUCCAGAAUACCAACUCUACCAUCUUCCCAAUACAAUCAUCCAGCUCGUCUGUGUUAGGUUUGGCUGACAUCCCACCUGAGAAACGAUUUGGUUACAAAGUAUGCCAAAGCACUUAAAGAUUCAAAUAGGAAAUGGAUUGCUGGUUCCUGAUUCAACAGGACAAGGAGGUUACGGUUUUGCUGCCAACGCAAGAUCAAGAUGAAAAUGACAAGUGCCAGUCUGAGCAGACUUGACUGCCCUUUUCUGCUUAUAAUUGGCUCAGUUCAGAUGGAAACGCAUCAUGUGGAGAAUUAUGAUCCAUCAGCGAAUCUUUGGAUCAUUCCCUUCUAUUACAUGUGAUGGUUUGAGUCACAAUAGGAUGGAUGAAUGACAUUUCAUGCAGUUGACUCAUUCACAAAUAUUUGUCAACAUAUUUUACCAGUUUCUCCUUACAAGCAUCAUUGCAUAACAACCACUCAACAAACACUUUCAAUGUUACAUUUUACAAAAAAGCACCAUACUUAUCAUGACAUGAACAAUAUUUCUAAUGUGGAACAAAAGGAUUUAUGUGGCUAAUUGUGGAUGUUUGUUUUGAUUGCAAAUAUUUGCCAUCUUAAACAACUUUAGAUACCAGGGAUCAAUGAUUGUGGAAUUGUGUAGAAUUGUUGCAAAAUAGUUCUAGUUUCUAUGCACAAGUGAAAAUGCUGUUUAAUUAUAAAAAAGGGAACAGAAUUCCAAUCCUAACCCACAGCAGGUAAAUAGAGUUCUUUAUACAGCUUGUACAUCAAUGAGUGAAGCAAAUGACAGCGGGCAAGUAAAGCAAUGGGCAUUCCUGCUUGCUAAUGGGGUCCACCACAUGUCGUAUAAAGAGCAGGCAUGGUUAAGACAUGUCCAUAUUCCAAAGGCAAUAUACUUUUAACCUGAAGGAAGUAUGUGGAGUUAAAAACAAAGUUAUUGAUGCCGGAGACAGAUUUUGCCGAGUGGAGAAAUAAUAAUUUAUUAUUGUUUUGUUUUGGAGGGAUUAUUUUUAAUAUUAUUAAUAAUAUUUGUAUUGGAUAUAGCGCUUUAUCACGUCUUCUAGAUGUCUCAAAGUGCUUCAUAAAAUAUACUGUAAAAAAAGUUGCAUUUGAAAUAGGACUUAAAAAGGAUUCGUUAAUAGUGAGUCCUGCCAGUAACAAGAUGUGAGUCACCCCCAACCUUGGGAACACUGCUUCAAAUGCCCUGGAAGGAGAUCACAUUGAAGUGGAGAUUCCGUAGAUCAGGAGAGGAGAUUCCCAGGUAGGAGCAGAGAUUCCCCAGGUUGGAGACUCACAUCCAACUAUUGGCGGGAUUGAGUAUCUCCAAAUCCUGUUGUAUACUCUUCAUGUUUUGACACUACUGGGACAAUAUAUGUAAAAGAAAAUUCAACACAUGCACUAUAAUUAUGAACCAAAAUGUGGUUAUUAUUCUACAAGUUGGAAUUAAAUUUUUGAAAGGAAGUUUAGACACAAUAUGCAUAAUUUAAACAUUUAAAUUCCUACAUUGGUAGGAAUUGGACUUGUAAUGAAAUUACUUAAAUUUGUUUUACAAUAAAGGUUUUUUAUUUACA
This is a messenger RNA of Callorhinchus milii (elephant shark), 3170 nucleotides long. It is a transcript of the gene gcnt7, whose product is annotated as glucosaminyl (N-acetyl) transferase family member 7. Gene Ontology annotation, cellular component: membrane. NCBI's taxonomy places the organism in Eukaryota, Metazoa, Chordata, Chondrichthyes, Chimaeriformes, Callorhinchidae. Bases 1 to 1308 code for a protein of 435 amino acids. The record is from RefSeq and is a predicted model, not a curated record. Gene Ontology annotation, molecular function: acetylglucosaminyltransferase activity. The transcript is spliced from 3 exons.